AUGCACAUAUCAAAUCUUGACAUCCCAAUGUUCAAGUUGCAUGACAUGAUUGGGAACUCACUGAGUCAGAAUAAGUCUGUGGCACUUAGAGGUAUUGGGCACCAUGACCAAGAUGUCGAGUUGACACUUGAAUACCUGGAAGAACAAUAUGCAAUCUCCCCAAAUAGGGCUGUAUGGAUUCAUGGUAGCAUCAGUCCUCUUUACAUACCACUUGCACAGGUGUUGUUGCCAGACUGUGUGAGCAUUGUGCAUGGGUGGAAUGAAAACACAUAUGACAUCCCAAUCACAUCAAGUGUUCACCCAGAAAACUUCACAGUCAAGGGCUGGGGGCUUGUAUACCAUGCUGGAUACAUCACAUAUCUGCACCACAAUGCUGAGGGGAUCUUGAUGUGGUUAAUAAUGGAUGUAGGGGUGAAGUUCUGGGUCUUAUUAUGCCCAAAGGAUUGA
Molecule: messenger RNA, 447 nt
Organism: Suillus subaureus
Lineage: Eukaryota; Fungi; Basidiomycota; Agaricomycetes; Boletales; Suillaceae
Exons: 3
Coding region: 1-447 (148 amino acids)
Source: RefSeq, a predicted model, not a curated record